This is a messenger RNA of Otolemur garnettii (small-eared galago), 1761 nucleotides long. RefSeq names its product phenylalanine hydroxylase (gene PAH). Gene Ontology annotation, molecular function: phenylalanine 4-monooxygenase activity; iron ion binding. The transcript has 13 exons. Lineage: Eukaryota; Metazoa; Chordata; Mammalia; Primates; Galagidae. Gene Ontology annotation, biological process: L-phenylalanine catabolic process; L-tyrosine biosynthetic process. The coding region runs from base 101 to 1459 and encodes 452 amino acids. The record is from RefSeq and is a predicted model, not a curated record.
ACCCUCAACCCCGCGGGCUGUUUGCAAACCUAACAGCGGCUGACUCCUGGGGCUAGAGACCUCCGUGUAGCGCUAGAGACCUCCCUCCCGCCCAGCCAGCAUGACAGCUGUGGUCUUGGAGAACAGAUUGGUGGGCAGGAAGCUCUCUGACAGUGGACAGGAAACAAGCUAUAUUGAGGAAAACUCCAAUCAAAGUGGUGCCAUAUCACUGAUCUUCUCACUCAAAGAAGAAGUUGGUGCACUGGCUAAAGUCUUGCGCUUAUUUGAGGUGAAUGAUAUAAAUCUGACCCACAUUGAGUCUAGACCUUCUCGUUUAAAGAAAGACGAGUAUGAGUUUUUCACCUACAUGGAUAAACGCAGCGCGCCUUCCCUGGAAAACAUCAUCAGGAUCUUGAGACAUGACAUUGGCGCCACUGUCCAUGAGCUUUCCCGAGAUAAGAAGAAAGACACGGUGCCCUGGUUCCCAAAAACCAUCCAGGAGCUGGACAGAUUUGCCAAUCAGAUUCUCAGCUAUGGAGCGGAACUGGAUGCAGACCACCCAGGUUUUAAAGAUCCUGUGUACCGAGCAAGACGGAAACAGUUCGCUGACAUCGCCUACAGCUACCGCCAUGGGCAGCCCAUCCCUCGGGUGGAAUACACAGAGGAAGAAAAGAAAACAUGGGGUACCGUGUUCCGGACCCUGAAGUCCUUGUAUAAAACCCACGCUUGCUAUGAGCACAAUCACAUUUUCCCACUUCUGGAAAAGUACUGUGGCUUCCAUGAAGAUAACAUUCCCCAGCUGGAAGACGUCUCCCAGUUCCUGCAGUCUUGCACUGGUUUCCGCCUCCGACCCGUGGCUGGCCUGCUGUCCUCUCGGGAUUUCUUGGGUGGCCUGGCCUUCCGAGUCUUCCACUGCACACAGUACAUCAGACAUGGAUCCAAGCCCAUGUACACGCCUGAACCUGACAUCUGCCAUGAGCUGUUGGGACACGUACCCUUGUUUUCGGAUCGCAGCUUUGCCCAGUUCUCCCAGGAAAUCGGCCUUGCCUCUCUGGGCGCACCUGAUGAGUACAUUGAGAAACUCGCCACAAUUUACUGGUUUACUGUGGAGUUUGGGCUCUGCAAACAAGGAGACUCCAUAAAGGCAUAUGGUGCUGGGCUCCUGUCAUCUUUUGGUGAAUUACAGUACUGCUUAUCAGAUGAGCCGAAGCUCCUGCCUCUGGACCUAGAGAAGACAGCUGUCCAAAAUUACAGUGUCACAGAGUUCCAGCCCCUGUACUAUGUGGCUGAGAGUUUCAGUGAUGCCAAGGAGAAAGUGAGGAACUUUGCUGCCACAAUCCCUCGGCCCUUCUCCGUUCGUUAUGAUCCAUACACCCAAAGGAUUGAGGUCUUGGACAAUAUCCAGCAGCUUAAGAUUUUGGCCGACUCCAUCGACAGUGAAGUUGGAAUCCUUUGCAGUGCUCUCCAGAAAAUAAAGUGAAACUAUGGAUAGAACAUGAUGGGGAUCCAACCAUUUUUUUUUCAUCAGAAAAAAUCCAAUUUGCAAACAUUAAUUUGAAAUAAUAGCCUUACAUCUUUUUGGAAGAAGAUAAUAAUCAUCUGAAAAUUAUUAAUAAUUUAAUCUGAAAUGACAACAUAUUAAUACAUACCCAAAAGCAUAAUGGUAGAUCUUUUGGGGUCAUCUUUGAUUUUGAGAAGAUAAUUCCAUACUCUGAAUUGAGUUACAUCAAUGAUCUGUCACAUUUCCUGAGAUUGAUUAAAAUUGAGACCUGCUUCAUCCAA